UCUCCCUACUAUGAGGAGUAUUCGAUGGAGAACUUGAUGUAGAGCGAAGAGUAGUCACGUCUCUGUAUCGUCAUUCUAUAUUUACGAUUUUUACGAAAUUGUUACACAAUUGUUCGGAUCUGUUCCAGGCCGUCCAAAUAAACGACAAAGUAUGGCGAGUCCAGUUAUAAUUUCAGCCACGGCUAAACACACAGCGACGAUAAUAUUUUUCCAUGGCUUAGGCGAUACAGGACAUGGCUGGGCCAGUUCCAUGGCUGCUGUACGGUCUUCACACAUCAAAGUUAUUUGUCCUACUGCACCUACAAUGCCAGUAACACUUAAUGCAGGGUUUCGAAUGCCUUCCUGGUUUGAUCUACGAUCUCUGGACUCCACAGGCCCAGAAGAUGAAGAGGGUAUACGCAGAGCCGCUGGUAUGGUUCAUUCGUUAAUAGCAGAGGAAGUCGCAGCUGGAAUACCCACAAAACGCAUUGUUCUCGGUGGAUUUAGUCAAGGUGGAGCGCUAGCUAUGUUCAGUGCCCUUACAUUCCCAGAGCCUUUAGCUGGUAUUAUAGCCAUGUCCUCAUGGCUUCCACUGCAUAACAAAUUUCCAGCAGAAGCAAUAGGUAAUAAGGAUACACCGUUGCUACAGUGCCACGGCAACUGUGAUCCAAUCGUGCCGUACAGGUGGGGUCAAAUGACAGCGUCUCUUCUGAAACAAUUCAUGAUGCAGACAGAAUUUAAAACUUACAACGGAAUGAUGCAUACGUCUUGCGAGGAGGAGAUGCACGACGUUAAGAAAUUCAUCGAGAAAGUCCUCAAACCGUAAUAUAUCUAAUUAAACCAUGCGUCAAAAUAUUAAUGGUUACUUCGAUUUAAUAUGUACAUUAACGAUAUGAUUCCGAUUCUGCGAUUAUUUAAUUAUAGUGACUUUAAAGGCGUUAAGUAGAGAAUCGUUAAAAUCUUCCGGGAUGAGUGCUAGAGCGUACACUUAUUAGAGAUAUAUUUAUUUUACGAGCCUUACAAUUUGUAUCUAUUUAUCUUUCCGAACUUUAAUACUUCAACGUACCAAAGCAUUCGCAUAGCAAUACGAUUUAAUCUUACGAUUUGCAAUUCCUCAUACACAUACAUAAUUUAUUGGCGUUCUUUGUUUCUUUUGAUAUUUAUGAUGCUAAUUAUGAAGCGUCACAUGUGACAUGUACGCAACAGUGUAUGAAUACAAGCACUAUAAUUGUUUAUAAGGCUCACGCUGAUGUGCGAAUUCAUAAUGUAAGAAUGAUAGAUUCAUUUUUACGAUGUUCAAAAUCAAUGCGAUGAUAAGUUUACAAAUAAUUUGUGUUAGACAAUAAGACAUAACAUUAAGUUAUUGAAAAGCUUUGCAUCGGCUGUUUAUUGGUGAUAUCUCCAUCCUUUUGUGAAGCAAAUUAUUUUUAAAAACAGAAAGCCAAAACACGUCCAAGAACUUUAAAACAAUUUGCAGCUACGAGCGCGCCACUCGCAUUUAAAUAUUCGAUCGUAUACUGUUUCAUGAGGCUUACGUGACGCGAAAUGCUGCUGCUAAUAACUUAACUUUUGUAGAGAAUAUUGUCUAGCAGACAGUAAACACGGCCAUGUAAUCUAUGAUUACGAAAUCCACUAAACUAUUGUUUAUGAUCGACAUAAUAAAUAGAUCAGGAUUUCCUAAACUAUGUACAUUAUUUGCGAAUUCUUUAAAAACGUGCACAGUUUCUUAAGGAAUACUACUAUAUUUACAAAGCUUCUUUAGAAUCACGAUAAAAAGAUAUACUUUUCUAAUGAUUACAAAGUACACCAAAGGUGUAUUCUAUUAAAAAAAAUGUUUAUUAGAAAAGCUGGUUCUUAUUCAUCUUAAGUUUGGGAAAUCCUGUGAUACAUAUAUUCAUCACAAGAAAUAAAUUUAACCAAAUAUGGAAUUAAUAUGAUGUACAAGUACAUUAAUGUAUACAGGGUGUCCCACAAUUGGUAGAACACUUAUUAGGGGUAGGUAGGUGGUGCAAUUUGGAACUGAAAGUUCGUCUUCCAUUUUUGGAUCCGAUGGUUAAUGAGAUGUAUUAAUUAUCCGAUGGAUAAUUUAUAUAUAUUUUUUUUUUUUAUCAAUUAAAUCUGCCAAUCCCUUAGCGCCCUGAGUGAGCGCUCAGAGACGUAGAACGCUAUGGACUCCUCAGAGGCCCCGCUUGUCUAUUUUUCUCCCUUUUUUGUACACGCACACUAAAAUCAUUCACGAUUCUCAAUCACCGACAUGCAGAAAACAUUUAAGUCACCCGCGCACUCGAAGGAAGCAUACCACACAUGUCCUCCCCCUCCGGCACAUAAAGUGCGAUCACUCCGCUCACUGCACUAAAAAUAUUCAAAUUAUCCAUGCACUCAUAACCGCACACAAAAACACCCAUAAAUCAUCCCCUCACGUUGAAAACUUGCCACCCCCUAGUCCCGAUCAGGUACCCAUCCACACACCCACCCACUCACUCACUCACUCAUCCAUUUAUUUCACUGUGAUACAAAAAAGGGGAAAAAAGCAAGACCUCUAACAACACGGACAAGCAGGGCCCCCAAGAAGUCCAUGGCGUCCUACAGCCCUGAGCGCUCACUCGGGACGCUAAGGGAUUGGCAGACUUAAUUAAUAUCUCAUUAACUAAUUGUCGGAUCCAAAAAUGGAAGAGGAACUUUCAGUUCCAAAUUUCACCCCCUACUUAUCCCUAAUGGGUGUUCUACUAGUUGUGGGACACCCUGUAUAAAAGAAGAUGACGGCUGAUUUUCUUAUUGGUACUAACCAUUAUUCAGUAGCAAAUAAACGAAGAACAAUAAGCUCAAAGUA
Odontomachus brunneus is the source of this 2809-nucleotide messenger RNA. It is a transcript of the gene Apt1, whose product is annotated as acyl-protein thioesterase 1. Gene Ontology annotation, biological process: protein depalmitoylation. Gene Ontology annotation, molecular function: palmitoyl-(protein) hydrolase activity; carboxylic ester hydrolase activity. The transcript has 7 exons. Gene Ontology annotation, cellular component: cytoplasm. The coding region runs from base 152 to 805 and encodes 217 amino acids. Lineage: Eukaryota; Metazoa; Arthropoda; Insecta; Hymenoptera; Formicidae. The record is from RefSeq and is a predicted model, not a curated record.